Camellia sinensis is the source of this 1516-nucleotide messenger RNA. Lineage: Eukaryota; Viridiplantae; Streptophyta; Magnoliopsida; Ericales; Theaceae. The record is from RefSeq and is a predicted model, not a curated record.
UUAACCACCUCUUUUAAGAGUCUCAUCUCUCUCUCUCUCUCUCUCUCUCUUUAGAGCUACUUCGUCUUCUACCCCUGCAACGUUACCGCUUCGCCACUUGCGCUCGAAUGUCGAAAUCCGCAUUGCGCUUUCUCUCUCUCCUGGACACACCUCGUGAGUCGUGAUUUCUGUACUUCCACACUUCUACAUUUUCCAGGACUGAAGCAUUUUGGGCUCUAACCAUAGUAGAAGACUAAUCAGUUGCUAAAUGGAGCAGUACGAAAUACUAGAGCAAAUUGGGAAGGGGGCUUUUGGCUCUGCCGUUCUUGUGAGGCAUAAGGAUGAAAAAAAGAAGUAUGUGUUGAAAAAGAUUCGUCUUGCACGCCAAACUGAUAGGACCCGUAGAUCUGCGCACCAGGAGAUGGAGCUUAUUGCCAAAAUGAGGAAUCCGUUUAUUGUGGAGUAUAAAGAUUCUUGGGUAGAGAAGGGCUGCUUUGUAUGCAUCAUUAUUGGUUAUUGUGAAGGAGGAGACAUGGCAGAAGCUAUAAAGAAAGCAAAUGGUGUUCUUUUUUCAGAAGAGAAGCUGUGUAAAUAGCUUGUUCAAUUGCUUAUAGCUGUUCAAUUGUUUUCUUUCUUUAAUAGUCUUGAGAGGUGUCAGUAUUUUGCUGAAUCACCAUUGAUUAAUCCUGUUGCAGGUGAUUUUGGACUUGCUAAGAUGUUGACAUCAGAUGAUCUUGCAUCCUCCGUUGUAGGAACUCCAAGUUAUAUGUGCCCUGAGCUUCUUGCUGACAUACCUUAUGGCUCUAAGUCAGACAUUUGGUCCUUGGGAUGUUGUAUAUACGAAAUGACUUCUCAUAAGCCUGCAUUUAAAGCAUUUGACAUGCAAACGCUGAUCAACAAAAUAAAUAAGUCUAUUGUGGCACCACUUCCAACCAAAUACUCUAGUGCAUUUCGGGCCCUCAUCAAAAGCAUGCUGCGGAAAAAUCCAGAACUUCGGCCGAGUGCAGCAGAGCUUCUAAGGCACCAACACCUCCAGCCUUAUGUUCUGAAGGUUCAUCUCAAACUUAAUAGCCCCAGGCGCAACAGCUUACCAACCCAUGGGCCUCAAGCUGACUACAUAAAGAAAACUAGACUUGUGGAGCCAGAAGAUAUUCCUGUUUCCACGUACAAAGAAAAAUGGCAUUCAUUCGGCAAUGACAGGACUUUGAAUCCAAAUAUUACUGGAGCUGAGCGAGAUUCCUCUUUUUCUCAGAGAAAUCAAAGCACUCCAAGUUAUUUGAAUAAAAAGAUAGCAGAAUUGUCUGUUGAAUGCAUUCAUGAAGAAUCGGACUUUGGUAGAAAAAUUAUUUCAAAGGCUUCAAAUUUUGCUAUGACUCCAAGAUUGACUCCGACAAAAGAUUCUCCCACUCCUAAGAAGCGAGCAGAACUUUCAAAGAACCGAGUAUCACAGUUUCCAGCUUCGCAAAAACCAGAAAAAAAAUCCGUUCAUGCAAAUCGCAGAGCAUCUUUGCCAUUGCCGAUGAGAUCCAAUCCCUGU